Varroa destructor (honeybee mite) is the source of this 8843-nucleotide messenger RNA. RefSeq lists its product as uncharacterized. Gene Ontology annotation, cellular component: cytosol. Gene Ontology annotation, biological process: protein dephosphorylation; signal transduction. The record is from RefSeq and is a predicted model, not a curated record. Gene Ontology annotation, molecular function: protein tyrosine phosphatase activity. Lineage: Eukaryota; Metazoa; Arthropoda; Arachnida; Mesostigmata; Varroidae.
GUGCUUCUUUAUUUGACAACGACCUAAUAACGCCAGGACAAUCGGCUCGUCAAACUCUCCCCAUCGUAAAUAUCAGCGAGACGGAUACAUCAACCAUAUAUACACAAAAACAGUUGUGAUGCGGUCCACUUCGAGUAGAUUGACGGAUGUGUCUGAGAGAUUAGGGUCGAUUUGCGCGUACCGUCAGUAUCAGGAGACUGAAGUCGGAACACAGGGUCCGGCUUGCUAAGGAACCCACCUUUAGAAUUAAGGCAUGAAAGGGAUGUGGUUCAUGGAAGACCUAGGCGCUCCGCAGCCUGAACUUACCUGCAGCCUUUAUGGGGAAUGGAAUGAACAAAAUCCUUCCGGGCCUAUACGUGGGCAACGUGAAAGAUUCACAGGACCAAGUGCAGCUGAAGGCAAACAAUAUCACGCACAUCGUUGCCAUACACGACACAGCUCGGGAACCCCCCGCAGGCUCAGCUUCUGUGGCAGCCACUUCGGCAACGGGCACCAGCAGUCAACAGGCACAACAAUUGCAGCUGUUAGGCGAUGGGGCUGAAGGUACCAGCGAAGAGGCCGCAGCACUUUCAAAUGACGACUUCGAUUUCCAUUACCUCUGUCUCCAGGCCGCCGAUUCCCCCUCACAAAACCUUUCGCAAUUUUUCUCGCAGUCCAAUGAUUUCAUUCAUACAGCCCGCGUCAAUGGUGGAAACGUGCUCGUGCACUGUCUGGCUGGCGCUUCUCGAAGUGUUACAAUCGCGGUGGCAUAUAUUAUGGCCGUAACCAGUUUAAAUUCGCGAGAAGCAUUGCGCGCUGUCAGGGGUGCACGGGACAUCGCGUGCCCGAACGACGGUUUUCAAAAACAGCUUCAUGACUUCGAAGGCAGGAAACUUAAUGAGGAGCGACGUCGCCUACGUGGAAAAUAUCCUCGAACUCAAUUUUGGGAUGAUGAACGCGAGUGCCGAAAGCUGCUAAGUGCUUAUCGAGUGCGCGAACUUGAAGUUCAGGCAGAGGGGCAAAGACAAGCGACCAUCUGUAGAUCGGGCCCGCUGCUUACCCCUCCGUCAUCGCCUCGCCGGAGAAGGAGGACCUCAUCUCCUCUCAACUCUCCAGCACACGCAAGCACCGGCUAUUAUGCCACCCUUGUUGGCACAUCGUCCAGUCACUUGCACAGCCGAAGUGGAAGUAGUACAAGUCUUGCCAGUAGUAGCAGACCGCAUUCCUCACCUUCGUCACCCGGACACCACGCCGCUGGAACCCCUGCCUCGAAUCAAGCUCGUGGAAGCCUAACACGGGCCAGCAGUACAUCAGACGGCUUCCAGUCUUCGAAAUUGGGUGGUGGCGCAACGAUCUCCACUGCAUCGAAAGCAUCAACGUCCUCUGGUAGGCCCAGCUCAGCGCGUUAUCGUAGCUAUUACGGGGGUUCCUGACAAUCGGCUGCACAGUCGCAGGUCUCCCGGCGUUUGGGGGCGGUAGCCCAUGGCACCACAACGACCAAACGCAGAAAUAGCGAUGUCAGCACCUCACGAAACGCCUCACAAAGGAGUGUUUCACUUCUUUCACCAGAGUCAAGUUUUGACCUUAGUGCGGCAUCCAUUUUACGGGCAGUGGAACAUGCACUGCAACUUAGACACUGUCCUACACCACGUUUGAGCAGCACAACGAGCUUCGAUCGAAGACACCAAUUCAAUCUAUAUCACAGUUUGUUUGCUGACUCAGGUCACUACGCAUCUCUCAAGGGGCGAUUCAGUGGCCGCAAAGGAUCUAUCGCUAGCUACACAAGCAGCAAUAUCAGUAAUAGCAACAGCACCGAACUGAUAACAGGUCAUCAGUAUAAUAAUAAUGAUCCGCUAUCUUUGACGGGGCCGUAUCACAGUUUUGGAGUGUCAUCUACGUCGGCAGCGGUAUUUACGUCUCGUGCGACCAGUGCACCUGUACGACGCAUAGAGUUUAUUUUCAACAACAUGGAGAAACUGAACACAAACUUUAAUCAAAGGCCACAAUCAUCCUUAACUGAAACAGCCGAUGGCCACGUUCGCCGAAAGCGCGCGACACAACUUCAACAUACGUUCUCAUUACCCGAAUCUGGUGUUUCUUCGCUGCACGUUACUAAAUCAAGCGGAACCAGUUCACAGGCUGAGACUGAUUUGUCCCUGUGCGUCCCUCUGACUCCGCCGUUAUCAUUACCAACGCUGAUGCCAUUGUCAGCUCCUGAUCCCGAUUGUUAUUCCAAAUUCAAUAUGACAAGGACAUCAACAACUGUUACUAGAAACGUUGAUAUAGCUAUUGAAGCAGAUGGCGAUAAAUACGAGAGGAGACAGAGCAGAGAAGAUAUUAUUGAAUCAGAUGCUGCAGGACAAUCACCGUUAUAUGGACAGUUCGAUGAUGAGUAUGCGGCAAGUAACAAGAACAUAAAACGACCCAUUAGUGCGUGGCGUACCGAAUCGCCAAAUCAACGUCGACACUUAAGUGGCUAUACACGCGACGAGAUUGAACGAUACCAGCAGGGAGUAAUUAACAUUAUCUACGGGGAGCAAGGUCCACCGACAGAUGGUGAAGGCAAUAUUGACAAAAAAGCCGUUUUCGUUCUUCUGUAUCCCCGCGGAAUGUCGAGAUCAUCCAGCAAAAAACCAAAACAUCAGGGGAAAGUAAAGCUCAAAAGCAAAAAAUCCAGCGGGACACUUUGGCAAGCGGCGAAGAAGAUGGCAGUAAACGUCAUGGUCGAAUGUUUUCCGUGCUUUGGCCGUUGGGUCCGCGAACGCCGAAGACACAGGCGAUCCAAAGUCGCUCCAUGAAACGAUUAGUUUAUCAGUCACUUUCGUACUAUACAAGCCGUGUUGAAGAAAAAGUGAAACAGACUCUUUAAACCCUAAGAAUAGCUCCAUAAUUGAAUGCAUAUGCAAGAGCUGUCGUUCUAUCGUUGCCUGCAAUACGGAUACAACCCCUUCAUAACGGGGGCGAGUAUAGUGUAACGGUAGAUAUCUAGUUACUCGACCAAAUAAUCUCACACCUCUCGAAGGAUCAACGAAAGUGUUAGAAGACUACACCCUUUUUGAUGCAAUUUUAUAUAUAGACUAGCUCGAUAUAAACGAGCACACAAUAUGGAACGAGUACAGAAAUUCAGAGUAAGAUUGAAGUAAUAGUAUUUCUAAAUCUGAAUCUCAAUAGUUCAAACAUUGCCCUAUGAGAGAAUAUGAAGCUUUUAAUACCGGGAACUUAGUAAUCACAAAACAUGAUACUUUAGAUCCACCGCUUCUCAAGUUAUCCUAAUCCAGCUUUUGAAACUAAAUUGUACUACAAUUCAAUUAAAAACAUAUUUAAUCUUCAAGCGAGUAAGAAACGACCCCUGACGACCUAAUACCAUGUGAUUUAUUGGCUAUAUAAUCAAUAUUACUGAGUAAACCAUUAAAAAGAUAACUUUAGAUAUCCUCCUGUUAUAUAAGUAGUAGCAAUAAUUAUAAAUCUACCGCGCCAUUGUGCCUGUUGUUAUAUAUAUAGAUAUAUAUAUAUAUAUAUAUAUAUAUCCAUAAACGCUGACAAAACCGUGAUAUACGAAGCAAUACAAGAUUCACUUUCAGAUAUUCUUAGGUACAAUGAGUAGACGACGAUUCAAUUUAUACUUCGUCGUAGACCUGUAACUAUUGCUUGAGUAUUAUACAAUAUAUACAGAUUAUACAUAAACAUAAAGUUCCCGCUUUGCGCCGGGUAUACAAUCAAUGACAAUGCAACGGAUUUUAAACUGAUUUACUUUCAUAUUUUUCGAUGACUUGGAAAAAGCAAUGCUCUUGAAAAACCUAAUUCAUCUGAGGAAAAGAUGCGCGGCCUUUUAAGGGUAAUUUCACUAUUGUUACUAAACAAUAGGGUUUUAGGCCUCAUAGGCGGACUACCUUAAAGAAUUAUAACUAAAACAUGCUUGUUUUAAACAAAAAAAAACAUUUUCAUAUAUAUUGGAUUCUCGAAGAAGUAUUAACCAUUUUUAAGUCAAAAUCGAAGCAAAGAAUAAUUCAUUAGAAUUUUAAUUGACGAUCUCCUGGUAACACCAUAAUCCCAUUGCUGUGAAGCUUCUCCGAUUGUCGGGUAAAAAAAUUGCGACAAGUGAUUUUUGCAUGUUUUCAUUGAGUCUAAAUGUAGACCAUUAAGGAGGGCCUGCAGAGACUGAAACAAAAGAUAUUUUGAUAAUGCAAGAUGCAGGUUAUACGGCAUUUGCAUUAAAAUUUGUCGUACGAUUCCUCCAGUUGUGAGUCAGUGUCAGUUAAAGAUGUAUAUGCUCUGGCGUCAUUGUGAUGGAAGACGACGCCCUUUUUAUUCACUAGUUCCCGUUGAUUUUUUUCAAUGGACUGUCUAGUUGUUGACAGCAGAGGUCUGGUUUCGAUCGUUUUGCCAGAUGGCAGCAAUUCAUGAUGCGCGAUUCUUCUCUAAUCGUAUCAAAUACAUAGUAACACCUUCUUUGGCGUUAGUUACUAGUAAUUCUGGAACACACUUUUUUAUUUGCACUUUAUUAUUAUAUGUAAUUUAUUUAAUCACCAUCCAUGAUCGACCGCUUUAGAAAUAGAUCGGUUUUAUUGCGUAUCUUUAGAGUAAAUUAUGUUACCUCAAUGUGUGUGGCACCCAAACAUCAAGGUUUUUGCAACCAGUGACCUUCAAAUGAUUAAAAACUGUUUGGAAGUAAAUGUGUUGUUCUUUGCCAGUGUUAUGGCUACUCAUGUGUAUGUCUAGCUCAAAUUUCGAAAUGAUUUUAUCAGUUUUCUUCGGAACUCGUCGACCACCGGGAGAAGCAUCUUUCACUUAAAGACAAAACAGUCUUUGGUCUAUUUCCUCCGGUAACGUCUCAUGUUUAUGAAUAGCAGCAAUUUUUUACGGGUCUUUUUACGUAAAAUGUUUCUUUUCAUCUUAAUCAAAAUUGUCGAAUAUAGGAAAUGAUCGCCGAACUUUUUUCUCAUCCUCAAGGAUUAUAAAUUUAAAUGACGGCAUUUCAGCACAUCUACUACAAAUUGUCGACACAAAUGCCAACGAUUCAUAUUAUCUUCACUUAACUAGGACAACGAUUAAUUCUUUUUUGACAAUCCAAUGUACACAUACAUGAUGCAUAACCUGUGGAAAGAUCUUGUUAGUUAACAUAAGAGUAAGUAGUAAAAUUUUUUGACAACAAAGUGUGAAGAUUUUUCAGGGGAACUAAAAUGGGCGAUGAGAUUAUCUAGUACCUUCCUAAAAACAACAAUCCACCUGAUCUCUUCUAUAAAACACGAUGAGUUGAAUUUCUAUGUAGGAUAGUUGUGAAUGCUAUUUCAAUCUACUAGCGUUCUUAGCGUUAGAUACGCGAAAACAAAAAAAGACAAAGAAAAUGCUUUCACUUGCAAAGCAAGCGCGUUGUACACGCUUCUCAGGGAGCAGAAGGAGAACAGAUGGCUUUAUUCCUGGAGAUUGAUGAUCUGCAUAGCUUAUGAACUCCUGAACUUUGGUACAUCGCAUAGUCGGCAUGAGCAGCAAGACAGACAGAGUAUCUCCUAGCAUUCGUUCCCAAAUAGCAGCACCAUGAAGUUCGCUAUCGGUUUAAAGUAUAAUAGCGAAUAGGCUGGAAUUUCCAGAAUCUGAUUUAAUAUUACAUAGACCAUUGUUUGCGCCAUCGCAGCGCAGGGCUCUGGAUGCUGAACCGACAGACGACUAUAUAAGAUCCUUAAUGAAGCAACGAAAUUUUGGUGCAAAUUGAUUGAAGUAGGUCCUUGAUUGUGAGCACGAUUGAUCAUGAUCAUAGACCAAAUUAAUUCUCGUACCAUGUCAUAGUAGAGUAUCACGUCCGACCGCAAUCGCCCUACGCGCCGAUACUUCAUCGUAUCGGUAAAGCCUCAGUUUGAGUAUUGCGUCCACCUUCGUUAUCUUGCAUACAGCUCACAUGUGUCGCUAAGAUUCGUACGGGACGUUCGUCAUGACAAGGAGUUCCUUCUCUGGCAAUGUCGGGGUGGAACUCAGCAUUGCUGACUGACACUGUGCAUGUAUUUGUGCUGAAACAAAAAAAAAAUGGAUUCCUUACCACGCUGCCAUGUCUAUGAAGGGAUCGAGGAUCCUUUUUGUGUUUUUAAGAUCUGAUUCAACAGAUCAAUCUGUCUCGCAGAUUCCGAGACAGGUGCACUAAUAAGAAUUAUAAACAAAGUGCGAAUAUUACUGUUGUUCAUAUUUAAUUUGUGACGAUUGUUAUUUGCCAUUCAACAUUGGUAAUCGACGUUUGUGCAAAAAUAGUGAUCAAAUGCUGGCUAAACAAACAUCUGAUUAACUUCAUUGGCAUGACGAUGUAAUUUAAGUUACUAGAACAAGUUAGCAGAGAGGCCAUAUGGAGCGCAACGGAGAGGAAUUAUCACAUAUCAAAAUUACAAAUGUGAAACCUAUUAAACUAUUGCUUGUCUUUGCGGCUAUGUUUUAAUACUUACUAGGAUUCGAAUACCUACAAAUGUUCAUGCGGUGGAAAUAUUCUUUAAAUGUCUGAGGAAGGUGUUCUAAUCAGAAUCAGUGCUUAGCUUCCAUAUUUUGUUUACUUCGCUGACUGAACCAUAUGGAAAAGUUGAGCUUGCUUCAAACGCACCUCUGUUACGAUAAAGAGGACAGUUUUACUCUGUAUUUUGCAUCAUUCGCAGCAACCAGCUUUGCGAAUGUUGCCACAACACGUAACAUUAAGAUUUUGAAGCAUGAUAACUCUAUUCUACAGUAAACGGCAUUGUGACACAUCUCAAAAUGGUCGAUCACAGCAGAAUAACUUCUGUUAGUAACUUGUAUCUCUUCAGCCUCGAUCGGCAUCGCUGCUGCAAACGAUAGAAGAAAACACAUAACGCAAGAUAUGUAUGCAUAAUAUAAUUUCCCUGUCCUGAGCUACCGCUCCCUUCAUAUAACGAUGUUGUGAGGACAGACGGUUACGAAUUUGGACCAUAUAUGUCCCAUCUAUAUGUUAAUCGAUCAUCUCAUUGCCAUGGGUACCACAGAGGUAGCAGAUCGUGAUUAGUGACUAUCACGGGGAACAGGAACUAUGUUGGUAAAUUUAAAAUAAUGACGAUGGAAACGAACAACAAUAAUAAUUCCAUUUUGUUAUUUGCGUUGCCACUCUAUCUAUAUACACAGCGGUUUUAUUGCCUAGGGAAAAUCAACUGACCCAAUUUGAAUUGAAAGGGAUAUGAGGCUGAUUAUUCUUUUCACUGGCCACUUGAAGUCUCCAUAUUUCGUAUCAUUGUCCGUUUGCGCAACCGUGAUCAGAGUUCCAAGACGAGCUUUGCACAGUACGGUUGAUAAUCAUAACCAAGUUCUUGGUUAUAGCUUCGGGCAAGCACACGUUAGCUUUGAAUGGAUUUUCGACAAAACAGAAGCUAAUGGACGAAAAAUGAAGAAUCACAGAACACGAGAAUAAACGAGAAGCGAUCGCCUUUCUGUCACUUUAUGAAUGAAAGGCAUCCCUGAAAUAGAAUGUGAUAUCGGACUAUGACGGUGAUACGCCAUCAAAGGUUAUUUGAUGUGAUUUUAUUGAACAAAGAGCAGCUGCACCCUGUUCAGACACACUGGAAAAUGUUAUCACACCUCAAAUCAUCAUCCUUUGACCACCCGUGUUAACUUAUUUUGUUUAACUCAUUUAAACUGAUAUCGCUUGUAUAAUGAAAACUUGUGUGGUAUAUACGGUCGGCGGAGGGUUUUGAUGAAUAAACUGCAUCGUACAGAAAAACUCAUAGCUUGGUAGUAACAAAAUUGAGGAUCACACACACUUCUGGACAACUGGGAGUACGAAGUUGAUUGGAUUCGGACACAAGGAGUCUGAACUGGAUGGUAGUUAGCCUUUGACCCGAUGUAGAAAUACCGGGGGCGACAUAAAAAUUAAUGCAAGAUCAAUAUAUAUUAGCAAUACAUUGCCCUUAUGAAAACAAGAGUAGGGCCCCGCUCAAAGCUGGCGAAAGCUUCUAUCCGAAAGUGCCAUUGAUAAAAUGCUAUCGGUAGAAGCUCUGGCUGUUCGCCAACAAUACUCAAAGUUUGUUUAAAUCGUGCGUGGUUUGCCGUUUACAAAAUACGAAGGAAACACUUGGAUAAUAGAACAAGCCGACUGCACCAAGAAGUACAGAAAAUGUAUAACAAUCAAUUCGUCGAAAGAUGACAACCAACACAAGCAAAUAAAUGUUGAAGCCUCGAAGAAGCUGCGAAAACUCACUUCCUUUCAAUCUCUAGACAAGCAGAGUUAUUCCUGUGAUUCUUGAAAACAUAAACGUUGAAUUUAAGCGCUAUAAUUUUUACAUAAAUAUAGUCACAUAUGAAAGCCGAAUUUAAUCUCUGAAAGCUUAAUUAAUAUUGACCUAUCUGUAGUGUAAGCUUUCAGUGUUGGCUGACAAGACGUGCUAACUAGCGAUUUAACUUUCACGCAAUUGGCGUUCAAGCGCCCUUCAAGGUUAACUAUGCCGACAGGGCCAGGAAGUCCUUCAAAAUUAUCCACAAUAAAUGUUAAGCUAAUCUUUAAAUUAAUCAUAUAUCUAAUUAUAGAUAUGAUUAUAUAUAUAUAAUGAGCGAAAGAUAAUUAUUUUAGUUCAUCGGCAUUGCUGGACAUCUAAGCUACUAUUACAAACGUACUUAUCAAGAACUAUGAUGUGAAUACGAGGAAAUUUCAGGCGAAUUGGUAUAUGUUUAUAAACACGCAGAUAUCUUAACAAUAAUAAUAAUAACGGCACUGUCGGCAAAUUAAUGAACAAAAGAGCUGGUGAGGUACUUUUUACAAAAGCUGAAGUAACGACAGCUCUUAUUCUGGGACUCAGGGAAGCAAGCUUGCGCUGGACAGCUGGACUACCUAUAUAGAAAAAUACAUAUUGACAUGAUACAUGAACAACGUAUAAAUAGAGUAAAUAAAC